Messenger RNA from Momordica charantia (bitter melon), 2107 nucleotides. Its product is annotated as RNA-binding (RRM/RBD/RNP motifs) family protein. NCBI's taxonomy places the organism in Eukaryota, Viridiplantae, Streptophyta, Magnoliopsida, Cucurbitales, Cucurbitaceae. The record is from RefSeq and is a predicted model, not a curated record. Gene Ontology annotation, molecular function: RNA binding.
CCUCGAUACUAAGGACAAGGAGCCCCAAAAUCUCCAUUGAAGCAACAGUCUAGGGUUCGUUCCUCGGGUUAAAGCAGUGGGUCUAAAUAUUUUCUACGAUUCUUCAUUUUGGAGCUCUCAGUUUCCGCAGAGUUCUCCAUUUAGUUACGCUGAAUUCUCACACACAGCAUCUUUGGGGGUACGCAGAUUGGUAUGUUGUUUGGAACUGUUACCUUGCAAGCUUGUUUUAUUAGACAAUAAGAUGCCAAGGGGAAAGGGAAAUGCUUCAUCUACUGCUAGACCAGUUGAACCUGAAAAGCAGAAUGAAUCUGAAAAGCCAGUUGAUUCUGAUGAGAGGGUAGAUCUUGAUGUUGAUAAUGAUCCUGAGGAGACAAUGGAAGAAGAUGUUGAGUACGAAGAAGUAGAAGAGGAGGAGGAGGUUGAAGAAAUAGAAGAAGUUGAAGAAGAGGAGGAAGAGGAAGAGGAGGAGGAGGAGGAGGAGGAGGAGGAGGAGGGUGAGGAAGAAGACGUUGAAGAAGUGGAGGAUGGUGGAAACAAUGAUAAUGGAAAUGAUGCGCAAAAUGAAAUUGGCAAUGACGAGGAUGAAAAGAAAAGGCAUGCUGAGCUUCUUGCCCUACCUCCUCAUGGUUCUGAAGUAUAUAUUGGUGGUAUUCCUCAAGAUUCUUCUGAAGAGGAUUUGAGGAGUUUCUGUGCAUCAAUAGGAGAAGUUACAGAGGUUCGCAUCAUGAGAAGUAAAGACUCAAAUGAGAAUAAGGGCUUUUCAUUUGUUACCUAUAAAAGUGUAGAGUUGGCUUCUAAAGCGAUUGAUGAGCUGAAUAACACUGAAUUCAAGGGGAAGAAGAUAAAAUGUUCAUCAUCUCAAGCAAAGCACCGUUUGUUCAUUGGUAAUGUUCCCAGGAGCUGGGGUGAGGAAGAUCUUAGGAAGGUUGUGACAGAUAUUGGACCUGGAGUUACAGCAGUGGAACUAGUAAAGGAUAUGAAGAAUACUAGCAAUAACAGGGGUUUUGCUUUUAUUGAUUACUAUAAUCAUGCAUGUGCUGAGUACUCAAGGCAGAAGAUGAUGAACCCCAAAUUUAAGCUGGACGAUAAUGCUCCGACUGUAAGCUGGGCAGACCCUAAAAAUGCCGAUUCAUCUGCUGCUUCACAGGUGAAGGCAGUUUAUGUAAAAAAUUUACCAAAGAAUGUAACACAGGAGCAGUUGAAAAGGCUUUUUGACCAUCAUGGGAAAAUUACAAAAGUGGUUUUGCCUCCUGCAAAAUCUGGACAAGAGAAGAAUAGAAUUGGUUUUGUACAUUUUGCGGAGAGGUCCAGUGCUAUGAAGGCUUUAAAAAAUACUGAAAAAUAUGAAUUGGAUGGUCAAGUUUUGGAGUGUUCUCUUGCGAAGCCACAGGCAGAUCAGAAGUCUGGAGGAUCCAAUAGCCAAAAGUCAGGAUUGCUUCCUAAUUAUCCACCUCGUGUUGGAUAUGGCUAUGUUGGAGGUGCUUAUGGUGGUGCUGUAAAUGCAGGAUAUGGUGCUUCUAGUUUUUCUCAGCCGUUAAUAUAUGGAAGAGGACCAACUCCUGCUGGCAUGGCAAUGAUGCCAAUGUUGCUGCCUGAUGGACGGAUUGGCUAUGUCUUGCAACAACCAGGGUCACAGAUGCUAACUCCUCCUCCACAUCCAAGAAGUGGCGGAGGAGGAAGUGGCAGUAAGAAUGGUGGCAGUUCUAGUAGGGGUAGACACACACAUGACAGUGGGCACGGGCGUAGGUAUCGGCCAUAUUAGUUUCUGCCGUUGAAUCUUCUCCGCCAUGAACAGAAAGGUUUCUGCUGGAAGUACCUCUUCGUCUAACAUUGUGAUCAUAGAUUCUUCUUCGGUAUUGAUAAAGUGGAGCUAGCUCAUUUAUUGGCUUUGUAACGUGCUUGUUAGUUUCUACCAAUAUUAUCUAGGUUACAGCUCAUAUUAAUUUAUGUGUUUUUCUCUCGGUUUCGUUCUUUUUGCUUCCCACUUUUAGAUCAGAAUUACGAUUUUAGUGAUCGAAUUCUGUGUGGUAAAAAUGGUGAUCUUGAACUUGGAGAAUUGCAUUUUUUACUUCAAAUAUGAGUAUGGCUUACGUGGUUACAAAUCCAA